Molecule: messenger RNA, 592 nt
Organism: Jaculus jaculus (lesser Egyptian jerboa)
Lineage: Eukaryota; Metazoa; Chordata; Mammalia; Rodentia; Dipodidae
Gene: Pcbd2
Product: pterin-4 alpha-carbinolamine dehydratase 2
Exons: 4
Coding region: 284-448 (54 amino acids)
Biological process (GO): tetrahydrobiopterin biosynthetic process
Molecular function (GO): 4-alpha-hydroxytetrahydrobiopterin dehydratase activity
Source: RefSeq, a predicted model, not a curated record
CUUCCCGGCGCGUUCCGCGUAUCUCUCCGUAGCCGCGAGCCCGACAGCAAAACAAACGGGGAACCGGGCAGGGUGGCCACGCGUCUUUAACCCCCUCCAGAGGAUCGCCGCGAGUUCGAGGCCACCCUGAGACUACGGAUCUUCAGAUGCUCAGUGGCUGACUGCAGAGGAGAGGAGUGAAGUCAUCCCUGACCUGAAAGCAUCAGGGUGGGUGGAGCUGAGUGAGAGAGAUGCCAUCUACAAAGAGUUCUCCUUCAAAAACUUCAAUCAGGCAUUCGGCUUCAUGUCCCGCGUGGCCCUGCAAGCAGAGAAGAUGAAUCACCACCCCGAGUGGUUCAAUGUGUACAACAAGGUCCAGAUAACUCUCACCUCGCAUGACUGCGGUGGACUGACCAAGAGAGACGUGAGGCUGGCCAAGUUUAUUGAAAAAGCAGCUGCUUCUAUGUGAUUCUCCCAAUGCAUGUCAGAGUCUUACAGCUAUCUUACCUGCAGUGGACAUGGAAGGCAACUUACGUGAACAAAUUAAGCUGUCGGUUCACUUUUCUAUGUUUUUGUAUAAUCAGCACUUAAAUACAAAAUGAUUUAAACCUGA